CGCUUAUGGCAUUUCUGUCCUCUUGCUGCUGCUGCUCGGACUCCACGAGCUGUUCUCACCCAAAAAAAAAACAUAACAAUUAGAGCUACUUCUGGGUGAUAAAUGAUUUGAUCCUUCAUGAACGCGGCUGAUUUUAGGAUGUUUGGGCUUUUGUGUUGGUCUAAAUGGAUUUGUCUGAACUGGAACAUUUUACCGAUCUGCUGCGUUUCUUUGUCAGAAGUCCUAAAAGUCGGCACGGUUGGAUUUCAGCCGCGCAACGGAGCAGAGAGGGUCAAGAGGAAAGUGAGGCCGGGUGAAUUUGGCGCAGACCGCUUUCCGUUUGCAGGUAAACUGGGGGCCAAGGUGCGAGCUGAGCCGCCUAUGAUACCAACAACCCGGAUGGAAAUAACUUUAAUGUGGAAUCCUCACAGAGUUUUGCAGCGGAGGCUGAGAGUAGAGACAGAUUGGCAUUUUAUAUUAUAACUUGGAGGCAAGAAGGACACGUCAGGCACUCGGUGCGUAACUGAGGGCUAGAAGACCGAGAAUCAGGAGCGCACCGGUAGAGAGAGAGAGAGAGAGAGAGAGAAGAGAGAGAGAGAGAGAGAGAGAGAGAGAGAGAGAGAGAGAGAGAGAGAGAGAGAGAGAGAGAGAGAGAGAGAGAGAGAGAGAGAGAGAGAGAGAGAGAGAGAGAGAGGGAGAGAGAGAGAGAGAGAGAGAGAGAGAGAGAGAGAGAGAGAGAGAGAGAGAGAGAGAGAGAGAGAUGUCUAGAGAGGAGAGGUAUUCCGAGGUGGAGCUCAGUCCCGGUAUGUCAGAUGACAGCCGGUCUCUGUCACCGGGUCACUCUUCCGGUGCUGCCGGCGGGAGCGACUCACCCCUUCCCGGGCAGCAGCCACAGCUGGCGGCUCUGGACGACGCGUAUGCGGGAUGCUCUUCCAUUAAAUCAGACGACGAAGAGGAGCGCUUCCCCUCCGGGAUCCGCGACGCGGUGUGAGCCAGGUGCUCAACUGCUACGACUGGACUUAUCGUGCCCGUGCCAGUGCGCGUGAGCACGGGAAGCAAGAGCAAAUCGCACGUGAAGAGGCCCAUGAACGCCUUCAUGGUGUGGGCGCAGGCGGCGCGGAGGAAGCUGGCCGACAACACCCCCCACCUGCACAACGCGGAGCUCAGCAAGACCCUGGGGAAGCUCUGGAGGCUUCUUAACGAGAGCGACAAGAGGCCCUUCAUCGAGGAGGCGGAGAGGCUGAGGAAGCAGCACAAGAAGGAUUACCCGGACUACAAAUACCAGCCGCGACGCCGCAAGAACGGGAAGCCCGGCUCCAGCUCGGGAAGUGAGGCCGACGGCCAUUUGGAGGGUGAGAGCCACAGUCCUCCCACACCCCCUACCACCCCGAAAACUGAACCCCUGUCUGGGAAGGUAGGGGAAGGUAAGAGGGAGGGCACUGGAAACGUUGGAUCCCGGGGGACUCUGGGAGCAGAAGGAGGCUCAGGCCCUCCUGGAUCUGGAAAACCUCACAUCGACUUUGGAAACGUGGACAUCGGCGAGAUUAGCCACGAGGUGAUGGCCAACAUGGAGCCUUUUGACGUCAAUGAGUUUGACCAGUAUCUCCCCCCGAACGGGCAUCCAGGGGUUGGGCAGAUAGGCGGGAUGGGAGGAGCUGCGGCAGCGUCUCCAGCCUCUCCGUACACCUACAGUAUAUCCUCUGCUCUGGCGGCGGCCAGCGGACACUCGGCCACCUGGCUCUCCAAGCAGCAGCAGCAGCAGCAGCCACAGCAGCACCAUGGCUCUCCUCUAGGCUCCGACUCCUCCAAGGUCCAGAUCAAAAGUGAGGCUGGAGGUGCUGGGGGUCUCUUUGCAGAAGCAGCCUCAGCUGGGACUCAUGUGACCUACACCCCACUCAGCUUGCCUCACUACAGCUCCGCCUUCCCGUCGCUGGCCUCAAGAGCUCAGUUUGCAGAAUACGCUGACCACCAGGCCUCAGGGACGUACUACAGCCACUCCGGCCAGGCCUCGGGGUUGUAUUCGGCCUUCUCUUACAUGGGGCCCUCCCAGAGGCCCCUGUACACUGCCAUCACUGACCCAACCAGUGCGUCGCAGUCGCACAGCCCCACGCACUGGGAGCAGCCCGUCUACACCACCCUGUCGCGGCCAUGACAGAUACAGAGACCAGAGAACACUGGUGCAGGUCCAGCCCCGGAGUCAGAGCAGAGGGGAGUAAGCAGCUACAGCAACGGAGGCGAUCUGAUCUGGGGAGAGUUGGCAGGCACUGGGGGUGUCCGCUGGGGAGGCAGGAGUGAGGAACACACCUCCUUCUGAGGAGAAAAUGUGGUCACACCCCAAGGCUGAGCUUUGAGUGAGUUGCUUCAGAAGACCCACACCACUGCAACACAGUUAAGGACACUCCGAACAACACAGGUUCAGGGGUCAGGGGUCAGUUAGUCCACAACCCUUCCACAUGCCAACAUGGUCCUCGAUCAGUGUCACACAGGUUGGGAGGGAGAAGAAACCGAAUUUAUCCUGUAAGAAAAGAUUUAAACGCCACGAGGCUGGAAUGCCAAUCGAUUUGUCAGCCGUUUACUUCUGAAACAAAAAGCUGUAAAUGUUCUAACUGCAACUAAUCCUGGAUCUGGUCGAAUCAGAUGACAAGCACAGCGAGCAGACGUGAAGCCCUGAAGACCAGUGGUGGACCAAGGAUUUUUCUGACCCUGGGGCCAUUAAGGGGGCAACAAUAUUUAGAGAGGGGGCAAGUAGUAUUCCAGCAUCCUUACACACAAUCCCAGGUUUUGAAGUACUUGAAUGUUACAGUUUUUUUUUGUUUUAUUGCAAACAAACAAAAUACCAAGACACACGGCCUUUGAGAUUUCAGCAUUGUUUUUGUAUUUUUAACCACAAAUGGUAUCAGUGAAAAGUUUGUUUGUGGGUGAAAUAAAACACCCAAAUUCACAUUUGGUUCAUUAGCACUACUAGAGUUUGGGCUUGGAAUUACACCCAGCUAUACUCUGACCAUCAUGCAAACAACAGAGAAGUGAUGGGGCACUUCAGGGGGGGCUGGCCAAACUUCAUCAAGGGGCCAGUGCCCCAACAGCCCCGCCCCUAGCACCGCCAAUGCUGCAGACGUGUUACAAAGUGAUGCGUGUAUUUUGACAGAACCGGUUUUUCGUUACGACAGAUAGACGGAGAUAUAAACGAACACGGAGGCAGAGAGGUAGAAUAUUUGUGAAAUGACCAAAGUUUUGAAACCAAAAUGUUUUGUAAGAAACUGAUUUAAAGUCGUUUCUCCCGACAUCAAAACUACCUGACAUCUAGCAGAUAAGAAUGUUACAACUUAUCAGCAGUUUCGCGUAUUUACUUUAAAACUGUUCACUUGUGUCAAAAUUUGUGUUUUUGUUUUCCGUUAGCACUGAAAAUUGUGACAUUUUUCAAUGUGUUUUCAGCGAAUUUGUGUCUAAAGGUCACAAUGACAAUAAUUUUACAGAUAUUUAAGAAGACAUUUGAGAUUUUUAGCUACAAUGAACGCUGGUUUUGCUUUUUGCUCGACUGUUCUUUAACAUUUCGCUACAAAAACUGUGUUUGCAGUGUUAAUAUUUACAUUUUCUGUUAUUAAAAAUUAAGAAACUAUAAAAACUUUAGGACGACAUAAGAAACAGCUACAAUAUAUGAAUGCAUCCUAAUAUAAGCUGCAAAAUGUGCCUUGUUCUCAGCAGCAUGCUAACUAAUGGGGCAGGAGGGGAAAUCCCUCUCCUUUACGCUUUUUUCAUUCUAUUUGAUUGUUUAUACCUUUAUUUCAUUUACUAUCUUUAAUUUCUCUUCAUUAGUAACUUUGCUUUUCUAAAAUAUGUUGAAAACAGCAAAAUCUUCAUUCAGAAAGUAAAAAAAGGAACUCAUCUGCUUUGCUUUGUUUACAUAUUAGAAUAUUACAGCUCAGUUAAAAUACUUUUAAUUUAAAGCAUAAAUACUUAUUUAUGUGUGUUUCAUGUUAUUUGCACAGUUUUUUCUCAUCAUGAAGAAAUCCUUGACUGUUGCCUCCAUGUUCACGGCUUUCAGCAACGUUACACGGCUGUAAAACACUUUAUAAAUAACACACAAAAGCCUUAACUUGUGACGAUGACUAACGAUCUUUUACUCUCUUGUGAAAUAAAGCUCUUUUUUCUG
Messenger RNA from Nothobranchius furzeri (turquoise killifish), 4129 nucleotides. It is a transcript of the gene sox10, whose product is annotated as SRY-box transcription factor 10. The record is from RefSeq and is a predicted model, not a curated record. Gene Ontology annotation, molecular function: RNA polymerase II cis-regulatory region sequence-specific DNA binding; DNA-binding transcription factor activity, RNA polymerase II-specific. Gene Ontology annotation, cellular component: nucleus. NCBI's taxonomy places the organism in Eukaryota, Metazoa, Chordata, Actinopteri, Cyprinodontiformes, Nothobranchiidae. Gene Ontology annotation, biological process: peripheral nervous system development; morphogenesis of an epithelium; negative regulation of transcription by RNA polymerase II.